Suillus paluster is the source of this 1901-nucleotide messenger RNA. RefSeq lists its product as uncharacterized. The record is from RefSeq and is a predicted model, not a curated record. NCBI's taxonomy places the organism in Eukaryota, Fungi, Basidiomycota, Agaricomycetes, Boletales, Suillaceae. The transcript is spliced from 8 exons. The coding region runs from base 316 to 1767 and encodes 483 amino acids.
AUAAUGACUUAGAUUCGAUUUUCUCCAAAUUCUCGUUGCUUUUCUCAUUUCCUUCCGUUCUUUGACAUCAUGAGAGGGCAUGACUAUCUGGGGGGAAGAUGGAACUUCCUGAACAUUUAACUUCUCCUUCUUCCUCUCUCGCCUGAUCCUGUUCAUCGCCGUCCACUAUCCGUCCACAGGACGCACACAGGAUGCACAAUUGGGCUGUGUUAUGCACAGCUGCCCGUUGAGUAGUUUAACCGCCUUCAAGCUUCUUCACUCCCCCAUGUCUUAUAUUCCCUCUGACCUAUCUUCUGAUCUUGUCAUCUAAUCAAUAUGCCCUUUCCGUGGCUCAAGGACUUGGGCAACGUCAUCUCAGUUCGUCGUUCCAGGCGCCCCACGAAGAACAGACGCACACAAUGCAGCUCGACAGCCACCGACUAUGAGGGUGACGACUCCGUCCUUUUAGACUCCCCUCUGCACCUUGAUUGUGCGAGUAGAGAGCCAGGUUUCCAAGUUUCCACCAAUGUUUCUUCCACCAGAUACUCACAGGGUGUAUCUCUUACUCGUGAAGCCUCCGACAUGGCUCAACUAGCUUUACCCUUGGUACAGGCCGUUGCAGGUGCAAUCCCACUUGUCGGUGCUCCGAUGCAAGCGGCUAUUGGUGGAUUAUUGACAAGCCUUCAAGCUAUAGAUAGACAUGGUCAGAACAAUGCGGACAUAAAUAGCCUGACAUUACGACUUCAUCGAUUAAGCUGCCAUUUGUGCAACGCCCCACCUACCCGAGAUCCUCUUGAACAAUCCCGGAGGGAUUCCUUAAUUAGGGUACUAGAAGCGGCCUCAGCACAACUAACAAAGUUGCAUAAACGUCGUCGUCUCGCAUACGCAUCCGUCACACAAACUAUCACCGGAUGCUCUGGUGAAAUUGACCGUUAUCUUGUAGAGUGUUUGUGGUCGUUCCAAAUGCAAAGUCAAAAUGACAUCCACGAAAUGCGGGACUUGAUCAUCCGCGGACAGUCUGCUGUGGGACCGACUGCAAUGAAGUUAUCUGGAACUAUCGUGCUUGGCUGUGUGACGCUGGUAGACGCAACAGGACAUGAGCAUGCAAUCUCGGUGAAUUUCUGCACCUCAUUUCAGCAACUCAACAAGGUGCUCGAAGCUCUGUUUGAACGUGACUCGAUUGAAGCCCAAAUUCAGAAGCAAUAUAUGAAGGAAGGACAAUACGAUUUAUGUAUUGACAAGGGCACCCAGAUUGUAAUGAGGGUUAUCAUUGAACAACGGGUGGGAUCAUCUAGAGUUUCCUACAGAUGCCAUUUCUGUGGCGCUUGGAAUCGCCUUCCCACCGGGUCUAUUAGUCAUUCGCUUCGACGGCAGCCUGGUUGCUCGAUUAAUUGUCGAGAAUGCAAACGACGGUUUCAGAUCUCCCGUGUACUUCGCAGUGCAAAGCAAAGUACUCGAACCUCCAGCAUUGGUUCCAAUCGCACGACUGACGCAGAAAUGCACCUUAUUCGCAACUUUCACGUUCAGCAAACUGUUGGGAAUUGGCUAUGCGAUACUUGCAUGCUCUCUAAUCCAGACACUGCGGAGCUCAAAUGUGCUAUCUGCGAUUCUGCCCGUCCUGGCACUGCUUCUGCCCCGGCCCCUACAGGUUUUGACUGGUCUGCUGCAGGGAUGAAAGCCCCAUGCUCAUCGACAGAUAUGCAGACUUGUUCUGUCUGCAUGCUGCAAUCGUCUACCGCCGCAACUAAGUGUACAAUUUGUGACAGUGCUUGGGAUACGUUACACUGAAGAAAACGGCGUGGAAAAUGAAAAUGAAUAUUAAUGUAUCCUCCACGUCAAGAGUACUUAUGGGAUGCUAUAUAGCGCAAUGCGAACUUGCUUGUCAUCAUCAGCUUGUUGUCCUGUGCCUCCUUCCACCGGCG